Messenger RNA from Radiomyces spectabilis, 1889 nucleotides. RefSeq lists its product as uncharacterized. The transcript is spliced from 2 exons. The coding region runs from base 218 to 1699 and encodes 493 amino acids. The record is from RefSeq and is a predicted model, not a curated record. Lineage: Eukaryota; Fungi; Mucoromycota; Mucoromycetes; Mucorales; Radiomycetaceae.
AAAAAGAAGGCAAGCAAAAGAAAAAGACGGAGUCGACCCCUACGCGAAAAGAAACAGUUAUUUAACUUUUUGCUUCAAAUGACAUUCUUUUUCUUCCUCAACUUUUUUUGCUUGCCUUUUUUUUUUUAACGCAAUCUCAACUGCAGUGGUUGCCAACUUGUAUAUUUUUAGUGUGUUACAGUUGUGUUUGGUAAUUUGACCGUCGCUUCCGCGUAUUAUGAGUCUACCGUAUUAUUCCCAUCGAUCCGACGCUAGUUUUGUCAACAUGGAAAGCCCUACCUCUCCUCAACGGCACUUUUCGUAUGAAAUCCCCAGUGCUCAAUCGCUGUUGCAGCCUCCACGUACCGCCACGCAACAACGAAGAGCGCUCUCCGUUGCGCCACCUUCUCCUGUCCUCGGAAACAAACACAGUAUUCGGAAAACCGCCCAUUCACUCGAGGCUUCACCCACACCCUCCCGUCUGAAUAUAGCUGAACGAUUUAUGUCCCCGAAUUAUUCAAAAGAUUACGCCUCUUGUUGCUCCAGCUGUACGAGCAAUACCGAACAAGUGUCCAGUCAUGUCAAUUCCACCACCCUUUCAAACUCCGGCUUCGUCAUGCCUCCUUUGAGUGACCAUGCGCCAGUCGAUGUAUCAUUUACGAGCAGCCCAGCCACCUCCAGGAGACUGACCAUUGCUGAUACUUUUAUGACGGCAAAACCAUCGAGUAUCCUUUCUAGCCAUCAUUCCAUCUCGCUCGAUGGUGCCUUGCCCCAUGGUAUAUCACAUCAUCACCCUCAUGCAACGACUCGAUCAUCCGUGCCAAAUAUGGUAGUGGACAUGCCUUUACAAGUAUACAAUGAAACCCGUCUUCCACGCCCUUGGCCUGCUAAUGAGAAGUUGAUAACAAUUCAAGACCAACUGCCGAACUACCACGGCGAAGAUCCCGAAAAAUGCAUGGAAACGUCUGAAAAACGUGUCAGUGUCAAUACUUAUAAAACGAGUACCCAGCAACGCAGCAAAUCUGAGGGUCUGUCAAAUAACGAGCCAUCUCCAGGAUGUUCGGUGGGUUGCUGCUUUUUAACGUAUAAACAAGGUCGGUCAAGAACGUCUCGACGAAAACGGAAUAGGAAACCGAGAUCUUGCGGCCGACGAGGAUGGACAAUCUGUAUAUUUCUUAGUGUUGUCGUUUGUGUAUUAGUAGCGUAUCUGUUAUGGCCUCGGACCCCGUUAAUGCGAGUGGAAGGAGCAUCGUUGACUAAUCGGGCAAAGAUAACACAAACGCAUCAGGGUGAAAUUGGCAAUGUCGCUUUUGAAACGGGAUGGUUGGUCAACGUCACGGUCGAUAAUCGAAGAAACUACGUCCCUAUCCGUCUAAAUGCAGUUCAGGUGGCGGUGAAGGACUCCUUGACAGGACUUAUCAUCGGCAGGGAUGCCAAUCGUCCUGAUACUGAUAAUACUGCGAUUGUUGUUCCUCCCAUGAAAAUCACCACGAUCGAGCUUCCGAUUUAUAUUAAUUAUCAAGCGCGCACCUCAACUGACACCACUUUUGUCGACCUCGUUCAGGCGUGCACGUUACAACAUCAACGACAUGAAGCGUUGCAACUUCAAUUCUGGAUCACGCUCUAUAUGUUUGGACUGGACUGGAUAGGGUAUAAGCCUACCGUGGUAGCCACCCCUGCAACCGGUGGAUUUGCAUGUCCAUUGGAUUUUCCGUCGUGAAAGACCUUCCCUUGGAUUGCCGAAUCUUGUAAAAUAGAAACAUCACCAUGCACUGACGCAAAGAAGUCGAGGUGAACCCUUCAAUACUUCCUUUGACGCAUUUGAAGUAUGCACGUUAAAUGUACACUACCCUUUAUUGCUUUAUCUGUAAAGAAAUUUUUCCGUUGUAAGAUAGCGAACUAACCUAGAG